Messenger RNA from Eucalyptus grandis, 7125 nucleotides. RefSeq lists its product as uncharacterized. The transcript is spliced from 13 exons. The record is from RefSeq and is a predicted model, not a curated record. NCBI's taxonomy places the organism in Eukaryota, Viridiplantae, Streptophyta, Magnoliopsida, Myrtales, Myrtaceae. Gene Ontology annotation, molecular function: ADP binding. The coding region runs from base 172 to 5040 and encodes 1622 amino acids.
CCCAACAACUUCGUAAACCCAGAACGCAGAGAGACGAAGUAAUAGGGAGAGAAGGGGCCGAGAAGAGACAAGGGGGAGAGCGACGACGGUGGAUUGCAGCCCGUCGAAAGAAAUCGAGCUACACCCGAAAUCUCCAUUUCCGAGCACCAGGUUGAUAAUCAAGACGACAAGAUGCCGCGACCUGAAGAUAUAGCCUGGAAAUUCGUGAUUAGACCGAAGGAGGGCAAGAAAUGGCGUUGUCCUUACUGCCAUAAAGAAGUCUCUGGAUCAGUCACAAGAGUGAAAGGUCACUUUCUUAAACAACCAAAAGAAGGGAUUGCCUCUUGCACAAAAGUGCCAGAGCACAUACGCACACUGAUGGAAUUGUUACUCAAUCAUGAGCUUCAUAACAAGGAUGAUAUAGCCUGGAAAUUCGUCAAUAGAGUGGAGGACAACAAAUGGCAUUGUUAUUACUGCAGUGGAGAAUUCUUUGGAGACCUUACAGGAGUGAAAGGUCACUUGCUUGGAGUCCCAAAUGGAGGAAUUUCCAUUUGCACACAAGUGCCGGACCAUGUAAGAAAGCUAAUGCGGUCAUUACUUGAUGAGGUGGCUGAAGAAGAGAGCAGAGAAGCCAAUAGUCCAUUGUCCAUGGGGGCUUUGUUCUCGCCAGGCCUCGAAAAUGUAAUGGAACAGUUGAACUUCAACCAACAGGAUGUCAUUGGGUCAAACUCUGACCAACAAUCACAAGAAGAGCGUCAGUUUCAGCAGAGUUCAACAAUGCCGUUAUUGGUGCAAAGUAGCCAUGCCAUGGAACCAGAGUCACGUGACACAGAAGUGCUGGACCACAUAAGAAAGCGUAAUGACCUCGAUGAGAUGGCUGAAGAAGAGAGCAGAGUGGUGGCUGAAGAACAGAGCAGAGAAGCCCACGGUCAAUCCUCCAUGGAACCAAAGUCAGGUGACAUGCCGACUCAAGAUGAGGUGGCUGAAGAAGAGAUCAGAGAUGCCAACAGUCAAUUUUUCACUGAAUUAGACAGGAAUUUAUUCUCAUCAGAAUUCCCCUCAGCAGAGUCCCUCUCAUCAUAUGCCAUCGAACAAAUGGCACUACAGAUAAGGACGGUGAUCAACACUGGAGUAAACUCUGACCAACAAUCACAACCAGAGCAUCAGUUUCAUCAGAUUUCAACAAUGCCGUUAUUGGUGCAAAGUAACCAUGUGCAACCAGUUUUGGUGCCCCCUCAACAUCAAAAUUCUCCACAUCAAUCCGAGACAAGGAAUGUGCUGCAGAAUCCAGCCGCACCAUCAUCAACAGCUCUAAGGGAUACGGAUUUACGUUUCCGAUCAUCAUCACAAGCUUCAAAUGCUGCUCCACAGUGGCUGACCGACGUUUCAAACUUCAACCAACAGGAUAUCAAUGGGCUAAACUCUGGCCAACAAUCACAAGCAGAGCGUCAGUUUCCUCAGGGUUCAACAAUGCCGUCACUGGCACAAAAUAGCCAUGGUGAAAGUUCCACGAUGGCUUUAGCGGAAGCGGAAUUGGAUCUUCAUGAUUUGCCAGAUCAGUCACAAUGUUACAUUCAAUCUCAAAUGCAAAUGAUUGCCCUGCAGACUCCAGCAGGGGCGUCAUCAUUCCAGGAUGAUCAAUUAGCCGUUGUAGAUAAUUUAGAUUGCUUGCAUGAUUGCAAUCAGCACUCUCAGUUGCAAACUUUAAUGGACAUAGAUCCCUCAAUUGCAUCACAGCAUGCAAGUGACUCUCACAUUAUUGAGGCAACAACAGUUGAUUCGCAAGUUCCAGAGGCGGCAACAAAUGCAACAGGUCCAUCGUCAUCACAAGAUAUGAACAGGGGUUCUCCGGUCAUGGACUUACGGAGCAUCUAUGCCAACGAUGAAGAGAUAAGAAACCUGAAAAGAAAAGUGGAAGAACUCGACGACAAAGAAGCUGGCAUAGAGGAGCAGAUGGAGAUAGAGUCUGCUGCUUCCUCAGUUCGGAAGAAGCCGAGGAUACUGGUUGAUAGAUGGCUGAAAGAGACAGAAAGAGCAAGAAAUAAUUUCCAAAUAAUUGUCCAAGCCAAUGCGGAAACUUUGCCACCAAAGGAACAGGUGGAGAAAUUGACGACAGAAGGGGAAGAACUCAUAGGAAAAACGCUUCCACAACCACUGCUCAUAGAAGAGAGAGAUGCCAAAGGAGUCAAACUUUUGGAACGAAAGUUAACAGGUAAAGGGAUUCAUAGGAACAUUGAGUUGAUUUGGGACCAUCUGAAGGAGAAUCAUGCAUGCAAAUUGGGUAUUUAUGGAAUGGGUGGUGUUGGGAAGACAACUAUUAUGAUGCACAUACAUAAUAGACUUCUCGAAGAUGCAACCUUCGAUGGUGUGGUUUUUAUCACUGUGUCUCAAGAUUUCAGCAUUAAGAAGUUGCAGAGUGAUAUUUGGAAGGAUCUAAAAUUAGACAUUAUGGAGGUUGAGGAUGAGAAGAAACGAGCAGCUAUGUUGUCGAAGCAAUUAGAAAGAAAGAAAAAUUGUGUAUUGAUUCUUGAUGAUGUGUGGGAACGUCUUGAUCUUGAAGAGGUGGGAAUCCCUAUUAGAGCAAAUGGAUUUAAGCUGGUCUUAACCACUCGAUCUUAUUAUGUGUGCUGCCAAAUGCAAUGUCAAGAGAAGAUAAAAAUUAAACCUCUUUCUCAAAAAGAAGCCGAGAGUUUAUUUUGGGAGGAGCUUGGAUCUGAAGUUCCACUUAAUUCUGAAAUUGAAGCAACGGUGAAGUCCAUUGUUAAAGAAUGUGCAGGAUUGCCAAUUGGAGUCAUCACGAUGGCAAGAAGCAUGCGAGGAGUGACUGAUGUGUUUGAAUGGAGGGAUUCCCUGGUUAAAUUGGAAGAAUCAAGUAAGGGGCAAACAGAUAUGAAGAAGGUCUUAAUGAAUCUAAAAUUCAGUUAUGAUCGCCUUGGUAAUCCUGAUGUGCAACAAUGCUUCUUGUCUUGUGCACUUUAUCCAGAAGAUAAAUUGAUUGAUAAGUUCGAGCUGGUAGAAUUCUUUAUUGACCAAGGAUUGAUUGGUGGAUUGAAUACGAGGAGGGAACAAUAUGAUAGAGGCCUCACCAUAUUGAACAAACUAGGAAAUGUUUGCCUAUUGGAAGAUCAUCGGAGCAAGAUGAAGAUGCACGAUUUGAUUAGAGACAUGGCAUUGCACAUCAUGAGUGCGACUUCCAUUGUAAAAGCAAGAAAGUGGUUGGGAAGUAUUCCAUCUGAGGAAUUUUGGACGGAUGCUUUGGAGAGAGUUUCUUUGAUGGGAAACAAAAUAAGUGAAAUUCCAUUGAACAUGUCACCAAAUUGUCCUAAACUAUCAACUUUACUACUGAAUGGAAGCUUGUUAAAGCAUGUGGUCAUCCCUGAUUCUUUCUUCAAACAGUUAUGUGGGCUAAAGGUUCUAAACCUGAGUGGAUGUGAACUAACAGAACUUCCAAGUUCCAUCUCAAACUUGGUUAACUUGAGGGCACUAUUGCUUAGAGGGUGUCGGGGAUUGCGCCGUAUUCCUUGUUUAGGGAAGCUCACAUCUUUAAGAAAGUUGGACGUUGUUGGCUGUUCUAAGCUUGAAGAAGUGCCCAAGGGUCUGGAAAUGUUGGUGAACUUGAGAUACCUUGACCUACGUUUUUUAUUGACCGUUGAAUUACCUGAAAGAGUACCGGGGGAUUUGCUAAACUUGCAGUAUCUUAAAGUUGAAUUUCUAGAUGUACAAGACAUGACAAAAUUGAGGGCACUGGAGACAUUCGAAUGCUCUUUUGAAGAUGUGAAUGAUUUCAAUAAGUGUGUGAGGGUUAUUAAACAGAGUAACCUUUGCUACUAUUAUAAUCUCUAUUAUUAUCUCGACAAGGCUGAUGAUGAUGAGGAGGAAGAAAGUGAUAUUACUCGAACUGAGAAUCCGGAGAGGAAAGUCGAAAUUUGGGGGUGGGAUCAUGCUAUUGUGAGUGUGGAAGGGGAAUGCACUGGCAUUUUUAUUUUGAUUCCCCAAGACGUGCAGAAAAUGACAAUGCUUUGGUGCAACGGUAUAACAAAUUUGUCUAGCAUAGGUCCACUUGACUACCUUGAGGAGCUAGAAGUACAAGGUUCAGAAAACUUAGGGGUGCACUAUGGAGGAGAAGACGAAGGAGUAAUUGACAUCCUUGCCCCAGCCCUUGCGCCUCUCCUCUUCCCAAGCCUUAGGGUUUUAAGUAUAUAUGAUUGUCCAAAACUGAAGCAUCUCUUUGGGCAUGUGUUUAAAUCCGACCUUCAGCAUCUACAAGAGAUUAGAAUAGAGAGAUGUGAGGAAAUGGUGGGGAUAAUAGCAGCAAUUACAUCCCCACCACCCCAUCCGCUCCCAUUUUUCCGUAGUCUCAAAGUGAUUACGAUUAGUGGCUGUAACAAGAUGAAGAGAGUGGUGGAAUCUGAGUGGAUGCCCCACUUCCCUAAUCUGAGAAGAAUCUCAGUAGACGCAUGUGAGAAGAUGGAGGAGAUAAUCGGAGGUCCUCCCCCAAACUUGCCAGUUGAAGAGAUUUCUCUCGAAUAUCUUGUGGUAUAUAAUUGCGAUAACAUGAGAAAGCUGUUUCCGCAUGAGUGGCUGCUCCAUCUUCGAAAUCUUCAAAGUAUCAAUAUCACUAAAUGCAAAGGAAUGGUGGAGUUGAUAAGCGGAGCGGGACAACGCCAAGAAGGAAGCAUAAUGACUCCUGUAAACAACACCCCUUCAUCCUUCCAGCCUUCUUCAAUUUCUCUCCCAAAGCUGGAGCGAUUGAACCUAAACGAUCUACCCCAGCUGAAGAGCAUAUGCGAAGUCCCAAUAAGCUGCGAUUUCAUGAUAAUUUUGGAUGUGGACCAAUGCCCAGAACUGAAGCGGAUUCCUUUGCAACUGCGAUUACGUGAUAUUGAGGACUUCCUGCAUAUUAGGGUGGAAGAUGAGGAACAGUGGAAGACGCUGAUGUGGGAUCAUCCCGAUGCUCAGGCUAUUCUUCAACCUUAUCUCCGAAAAAGGACACACAAUUCUCCAAAUGCUAUAGAACUGUUCGUCCAGCGAAAGGAUCUCCUGCGACUCUGCGAAAUAUGAUAUUGCUUGAACUUGUCAAUCGAAAAUGUUGCGCCGCAUACACUACUUCGCUCUUUUGGAUCAGAGCAAUAUGACCCCGAUUAAACUUGUUUCGACAUUAAACUAUCGGGUAUAGAAUACUUGAUCUGCUUAGUAGUUGUAUCAUAUAUGGAAACGUAGGCCGGGAAGUUUUGUUUUCACCCUUUGUCAUACUUUGAGUUAGAAAUGUAAAAAAACGAAGAAGAAAGAAUUGCACAGCUAUCACCCCUCUUUAAAUGCCUCGAAGUUGUGGAUAGAUGGAGAACCCUACAGCUUCAGCUCAAGUUACCAAAAAUCAGAGCAGUAACCACUAGCAAGUCAAUGGAGAAAAGGCCAGCUUAUAGGAUGUGGCACUUUUGAAAGUGUUUACAUUGCAAGCAACCAUGACAGAAAAACCGGAUCUCUAUGUGCAUGGAAGGAGUUUGAGCUAUUGCCUAAUGAUCCAACUUUAGCUGAGUGCAUCAAGCAGUUAAAGCAGGAAAUUCAGGUACUUAGCCAGCGUAGACAUCCAAACAUUCUGCAGUAUUAUGUAAGGGAAAUUGUGAGUCACAUUUCCACAGCAUCUGUGCGUCCCAACUCAAUGGGCGUUCAUUAUUUGACUCACCAAAAUUUCAACAUAUUCAUACAUACUCAGGUUGAGGAUUGGCUUUACAUAUAUCUAGAAUAUGCACAUCACGAUUCAAUAGACAAGUAUAUCCAGGAGCGUCUUGGACCCUAACAAAAUCGGUUGUCAGCACUUUACCCGCUAUAUUGUGGCUGGAUUGGCUUCCCUGCAUGUUAACAACUCCAUACAUGGGUAAUUCUAAACCAUUGAUCAAGCAUCAUGAGAUGACUUGCAUAUUGGAUUAGGAUGAUUGGACCUUCUUCUUUGUGCCCCCAGACCUGUUAAAACUAUUUGGCUUGUGCAUGGAUUUAAAGGGAGCUAAUUUAUUUGUGGAUGCAUCUGGGAUAUUCAAACUUGCUGACUUUGGGAUUGCUAAACAUGUGAGUUUUUACCUCUUCACUGCAAGACUACUCAGUGCAUGUAGAAAUUCCUUGCUGAUUUGUGGUGCAUUCGAAUGUGAAGUCUGGGACCCAGGGUGACUGCAUACUUCUCGUUAUUGGUUUGUGGCAUUUCAUAUGUGCAUAAAUCUAUCAUAGAUGGAUGAAAUGUUAUUAAGUAAUUUUCUUCACUUUUUUUCCCAUUGUUUCGGGUAAAGUUACCAUGUUGCAUAAUUGGGAAAAGAUUUCUUGCUGUAAAUAGAUGCCGAAACCUAAUGAGAGUUCUUUCCCUUUCUACUGGUUUCUAAAAAGUUCCUAAGAGCGGUAGUGAAUAGAACGCAAUACCUUUGGCAAAAGGUUGUGGUGUUGUUUUUGCUGCUCCUCUGCAUUCCAAGAUAAGGAUAGAAUUUAGUCAGAGUAAGUAAGGGCCUCCUUCCUAACAUGGGGUAAAUAAAAGUGUAUUGAUCCAUAGAAUGGAAUUCUGGACAAUAGCCAAGGUGUUGUUGCUCUCUUUGAGUUCUCAAGCAUUUGCUGAGCUAACCGGACAAGCAGCUUGCCGCUCUUUGAAGGGAAGUCUAAACUGGAUGGCUCUAGAGCACGGAUCUCGAUCAUACUGCCGACAUGUGGAGUUUGGGAUGUACUAUUUACCGAAAUGAUUAUUGGGAAACCUCCUUUUUUUUUCAUUCUCUCUGUCCUCCCAGACUCAAGCUAUAUUUAAGGUGAUGCGAAGUUCUCCAGCAAUACCUGAGACAUUAUCUGCUGAGGGAAAGGAUUUCCUACAGUGCGGCUUUCGAAGACAGCCUACGGAGAGGCCUUUUGCUGCUAUGCUACUUGAGCAUGCUUUCCUGCAAAUUUGAAGUUGCAAAUGACUGACUUAUUUCAAGUGUUGUACGUUGUCGCAAAAGGGAUCUUGUCCUGUAAAGUUCCAUAUUAUUUACUAAACCAAAAGGAUCACACGGUCCAUAGAUAUGAUGAAGUACUUGUAUAUUGACAAAAUAAGGCACGUGCUUCUCUUGCAUGGUCUGACUGGCGACACACCGAUCUAGGCAAUUUGACAGUGUUGCUUAAUCUAAACCUUUUACUGCA